Molecule: messenger RNA, 1521 nt
Organism: Fusarium pseudograminearum CS3096
Lineage: Eukaryota; Fungi; Ascomycota; Sordariomycetes; Hypocreales; Nectriaceae
Exons: 3
Coding region: 1-1521 (506 amino acids)
Molecular function (GO): heme binding; iron ion binding; monooxygenase activity
Source: RefSeq, a predicted model, not a curated record
AUGGCUCUGCUUAGCAUCGUCAACGUCGCCCUUUUGGGUGUCGCUUACUUUGUCGCCUGCGCUGUUUGGCAAGUUGUCAAGUAUCGGUUUUUGCAUCCUCUCGCAAAGUUUCCUGGUAACUUCUGGGGAAGUGUCACACGUCUCUGGAUCACGUACCAUAAUGUGGAAGCGGACGAAUGCGAGACCUUUCAGGAACUUCACAAGAAACAUGGACCUAUCAUUCGAAUCACCCCAACUAUGCUGCUGGUCAGCGAUGCGACCGAGCUACCCAAGAUCUACAAUCGUCACGCAAACAAGUCGAAGCACUACAUUACCGGAAGCUUUGGCAAAGAUGAAUCACUCUUCAACAUGCAAGACUCUGUCAUGCACGCCAAGUACAGAAAGGUCGCCGCCCCUCUCUAUAGUCUAACCAACAUCAAGAAGAUGGAGCCCUUGAUCGACAAUAACAUGAGUGCAUGGAUGAGCCGCCUCCAACGCGACUUUGCUGCAACGAAUAAGCCAUUUGACUUUGCGCCGCAUUCAGUAUAUCUAGCCUAUGACGUUAUCUCUGAGGUUGGGUUUGGUGCUCCCUUCGGUUUUGUCAAAGAGGGCAAAGAUGUUGAGGGUCUUAUUAAGGGUUUCCAUGACGGUCUUACACCUUUCGGUAUUAUGGCAAGACUGUAUCCUUUUACCAACUGGGUCAAGAGCACUUUCCUGGGAAAAUAUAUGGUCGCUAGUCCUGAGCAAGACUCUGGUAUCGGAAUCUUGAUGCGCUUUCGUGAUCGCUUGAUUGAACAGAGGUUCAAAGAUAUUGAGAAUGGCUCCACGGGUGGUCGUAUAGAUCUUCUUCAAACUUUUAUUGAGGCUCGGGACGAAGAUGAUAAGCCGCUGGAUAUUAACUACAUCAAAGCCGAGAUCCUGCUAGUUUUGCUCGCGGGUGCCGACACAACCGGCACAGCCUUCCAAGCCAUGAUGGUCCACAUUCUUACGAACCCGCAAGUUUACAAGAAACUCCUCGCUGAGAUCGAUGAAGCUACCGCAGCAGGAAAUCUUUCCGAGAUGCCUCAAUACGACGAGGUUGUGGAGCACCUACCCUAUUAUAUCGCCUGCGUCAAGGAAGCGAUGCGUCUUACCCCCAGCGCGCCCAAUAUCUUCCCACGUAUCGUUCCCCCAGGCGGCCUCGAGAUCUGUGGUCACUUCGUUCCCGAAGGUACAGAAGUUACUUGCAACCCAUGGCUUGUGCACCGUGACCCCAACAUCUACGGCGAUGACGCUGAGGUCUUCAAGCCAGAGCGCUGGCUGGAUGCCGACAAGGCCAAGAUCUAUAACAAGUACAGCAUGGGUUUCGGUUAUGGACCCCGAGUCUGUCUGGGACAGGAUAUUGCAAGGAUGGAGCUGUACAAGGGUCCUCUACUGUUCUUGCGGAGCUUUAAUGUUGAGUGGGUUGAUGAGACGAAGAGGGGCAAGUAUGUGAUUAAUGGUGGUGUGAGUUACUUUGAGGACAUGAACAUCAAGAUCUCCAGGCGGGAUUCUGCUGCUUGA